AACUCUGCUUCGAGCGUACUUUUCAUCACUGUAUCAACAACCACAAUUACUCAUAGUGUGAUAAAAAUCGUUAAAAAUUGAAAAUUACAACUUUUCUGAAAUGGCAAAAUUUUUCGUCUCCCUUUUCCUCCUCUAUUCAUUAGCUGUUGUUGGAAUUAGAGGACAAGGCACGUGUGUUGGUGGUGUCCCAUUUUGCAACAGCAUUCAAAUCUUGACCGGACAAUGCGCCACGGAAUGUGCCAGGUCAUCCACCACCCCGCAAACACCUACAUCUUCACGACGACCCGGCCGCUCCACCACACCGUCGGCCUCCGUGUGCGAGUCUGGCGUCCAAUUCUGCCCAACCAUUCCCACCAACGCCACAGUAAAUGCAACCGAGUGCAAUAACGGAACUGCACCAUUGCAAUUGAGCUACACAACGCUCGGAACCUUGCUCCAAACCGGAAAUGCGACCAUGGCUGGAUUAAGUGCUGGCAUGGUUUCUUCCCUCGCUCAAUAUUUCACCACUCUUGGAUCAACUUUGAGCCGUCAAUAAGUUACGAGUGGCAUCAAACAAUUACAAAUAUUUAUUUAUUAUAUUUGAUGCAAAGCUUGAAAUGAAUCUAGUAAUGGAAAGUAUAUUAUGCAGUUUAUGAAUAUGCA
Molecule: messenger RNA, 642 nt
Organism: Folsomia candida
Lineage: Eukaryota; Metazoa; Arthropoda; Collembola; Entomobryomorpha; Isotomidae
Exons: 5
Coding region: 101-535 (144 amino acids)
Source: RefSeq, a predicted model, not a curated record